This is a messenger RNA of Prorocentrum cordatum, 467 nucleotides long. Lineage: Eukaryota; Dinophyceae; Prorocentrales; Prorocentraceae. The record is from the annotation of a GenBank genome assembly.
GGAGCUGGUGCUUGAGUACGUGCGGCCGCUCGCCCACCUCGACACAGACGUGGGAGCGCUGUGCGAGCAGCUCAGUGGCAUCCAGGACCUUUGGGCGGCGCCGGGCCAGCCUGCCUUCGUCUCCGGGUCCACCGAGGAGCGCGAGGAGCUGGAGCGCCAGGCACUGGAGCGCCGGCAGCUGGAGUACAGCCUGCCGCCAGGAGGCCCUCCGGGCGCCCGCAUUGAAGCCGGCGCUGGCCGGCCCUGUUGGCGCAGCGCCGCGGCAGGCGGCCGCCCGCGGCGCCGAGGAGGCCGCCGCCGCCGCCGAGGCCGCGCGCGUGGCGCUAGUCGGCGCCGCCGGGGGCCCGCCCGCGGCGGCGGCCAGCUUGGCCCGAGACGAGCCUGAGGCGGCCGCUGGCGGCGCCGAGGAGGCCGCCGCCGCCGCCGGCGCCGAGCUUGAGCACCAGCUCGGCGAGCUCGGGUGCUAG